ACUCAUCGAAUUCAUCAUGUCCAUUCUGUUUGUUUGUGUGGGUGUUGCACAUUCUAAAUUGCUAUUCUGGUAAAGCAAAUUUAAAAUAGACUAAACAUUACUGUAAUAAAUAUAAAACAUAAUCUAAAUUACUCUGUAUAAAGCAAGACCUUUGUUCAGCCAGCCAGUCAUUUGCAAAACUAUCUGUCAAAAUUAUCUUUAUUGUCUGCGCAUUUCUCAGAAAUGUUGGAAAAUCGAAAGUUAGCACAAAACUGGUUAAUGACCCUAGUGGACUUUUUAUGGGACUUUGUUAAUGUGCAGCAAAAUACAGGCUGUCAUGUCUUAUAGACACACCGGUUUGGCUCUUCUCGUGAACACAAAACCAGGAAACUAGUGCGGUGAGUGUGCUGUCGAACUGUCUUUCUACAUCUAAAUGUACUGAAAUGGCAGAAGCUAAUAUUUCAGUGAGCCGGGAACAGUUCAGCUGUCCAGUCUGUCUAGAUCUACUGAACGAUCCAGUGACCAUCCCCUGUGGACACAGUUAUUGUAUGAACUGUAUUACACGCCAUUGGGAUGAAAAUUCUUUUGGGAGCGUUUACAGCUGUCCUCAGUGCAGACAGAUCUUUACUCCGAGACCAGUUUUAGCGAAGAAUGUGAUGGUUGCUGAAUUGGUAGAGACACUGAGGAGGACAGGACCCCAGGCUGCUCCCCAGACUGCUCAAGUUUCUCACUGUGACGCUGGACCUGGAGAUGUGGAGUGUGAUGUCUGUACUGGCAGAAAAUACAAAGCCAUCAAAUCCUGUCUGGUGUGCCUGAACUCUUUCUGUCCAAUUCACUUUCAACAACAUGAGAAUCUCUUUGAAGAUGAGAGACACUAUUUUAUAGAUGCUACUGAUCAACUCCAGGAGAUGAUCUGUCCAAUACACAAUGAGCUUUUGGAGAUUUUUUGUCAUACUGACCAGAUGAGUAUUUGUAUGCUGUGUACGAUGGAUAUCCACAAAAACCAUGAUGUGUCACCAGGAGCAGAGAGAAUGAAUCAGAGUUCUUCAUCUCUCUCUGUUCCUCAUGAACAUACUAACCUUUUCAGCUUUGAUGCCAGUACUCAUCCUUCUAAUUAUGCGAGAAAAUCUUUCUCUAAAAAACUAAAGAAAAAAAUGGAUGAUUUCCUUACUUCAGAUGUAGUGGUUGUGUCUGGUUUGGUAAUGCUUUACAAAUAUCCUACCGAUGCACCCAGGAACAGGAAUGAGAUCCUACAAUAUUCACAAGAGCUCUCAAUGGAUUCAAACACAAUGAAUGAAGUACUUCUACUGUCUGGGGGGAACAGAGUGGCUACUAACACUGGCAGAGUCCAGCGAUAUCCCAAUCAUCCAGAGAGAUUUGAUUGUUGGCCUCAGGUGUUGUGCAGAGAGAGCGUGUGUGGACGUGCCUACUGGGAGAUUGAGUGGAGUGGGAGUGCUGGCGUGGGUAUAUCGUUGUCCUAUAGUAGCAUCUGCAGGAAGGGAAGGGGUGAUGAGUGUAAAUUUGGAUGCAAUGAUCAGUCUAUGAAUUUGUACUGCUCUCCUUCCAAAUACAUAUUCUGGGACAAUAACAAAAAGACUAAACUCUACGUAAACACUUCUAAAUUAAAGUCUUCUAGAUUAGGAGUGUAUGUUGAUUACAGUGCUGGAAUUGUGAACUACUUCAGCAUCUCUGACAAAAUGAAACUCAUCUACAUAGUCCAGGGCACAUUCACGCAGCCAAUCUAUCCUGGGUUUAUGGUUUAUUUUGGAUCAGCAGUGAAACUGUGUGAUCCAGCAGUGAACUGUAGAUGAUACUGAGAUGUAAUUUCUUAUUUUUCUGUCAAUAAAUGUACACUAGUUAAGUACCAUUAAUAACCACUGUACUGUAAUAAUGUAUUGCAAUAAGUUCAGUGAAAAGUUGAUUUUUAUAAUAUCCAUAUAUAAUAUAUAUUUUUUUUAAAUCCAGCAUAAACUAGCAUAAAUUGGUCAAGGCUGGUUUUUGCUGGUUAAAGCUGGUAUAGUGUUCUAGCUGGUGGAUCAGUAAUGCUGUUCUCAAGCAUAACUGAGCUGGUGUAGCUGAACCAUGUUGGGGACCAAAACAUACCUUAUGCUGGUGAUUAGCAAUGCUGGAAUUAAAAAAAAAAAGAAAAAAGAAAAACAACAAA
Messenger RNA from Ctenopharyngodon idella (grass carp), 2143 nucleotides. RefSeq names its product finTRIM family, member 54 (gene ftr54). Gene Ontology annotation, molecular function: protein binding; zinc ion binding. The transcript is spliced from 4 exons. Lineage: Eukaryota; Metazoa; Chordata; Actinopteri; Cypriniformes; Xenocyprididae. The record is from RefSeq and is a predicted model, not a curated record. Bases 423 to 1790 code for a protein of 455 amino acids.